This is a messenger RNA of Dibothriocephalus latus, 756 nucleotides long. Lineage: Eukaryota; Metazoa; Platyhelminthes; Cestoda; Diphyllobothriidea; Diphyllobothriidae. The record is from the annotation of a GenBank genome assembly.
AUGCUAGAAGCACACUGUCAAAGCAUUGCCCAUUCCUCGCAAGCAGGACUGCUACCCUCGGCGGAACGUGAGACAGGCUGUCCUCGUAGCGCCAGUUUCGGUAGACCUCUGUUCUCCACCGACACGGAAUUCUACAUGGAUGCCCAUGCGGCCAACCCCUCCCGCAACCUAUAUACAACACCGCCUACUUUCUACAAUUUGCUCUCUUCUCCACAGUUUGGAUCCACCUACCCCGCGGCGACUUACCAGUCAGAGCAGACCCACAGCCCAUCUCCACCCUCACCUUCACAGCCACCCUCGAAACUGACUUCAGAUAUUGCAGCUAGGGCCGCCGUUGCAGCCUUCGCCGCUAUGACUGGCGCCCAGACUCAGAGCUCCUGUAUGACCGAGAACAACUUUUCAUACCAGCCUGUAUCCCCCAGUCCGCGAGAGGCCGAGAUAGCCAAGGAAACAGCGCGAAAUGGCAGCAGCCAUCAAUUUCCGUCCGCCCAACAAACCUGGUCUUCGAGCGUCUGUACUCGAAACGAAUGCCUCCAGUCAGAUCCCCACCAACAGCAGCACAUUGCUCCCAGCUCCACUUACACUGCUAGUUACCAACAUUCCCAGCAGCCCUGCUACCUUCCUCCAGAUCUCUCCCUAGUAGACGUGCCCAGAGAGCAAACAGUAUGGGACCAGUUGCAGCGUCCUCUCCAGAUGGAACCCGAAGUAUUGGCCAAUCGGGGUCAUUCUGGCAGUCUGGCGCCCAGCUGGCUGUCU